Molecule: messenger RNA, 1653 nt
Organism: Saccoglossus kowalevskii
Lineage: Eukaryota; Metazoa; Hemichordata; Enteropneusta; Harrimaniidae
Product: monocarboxylate transporter 12-like
Biological process (GO): monocarboxylic acid transport; transmembrane transport
Molecular function (GO): monocarboxylic acid transmembrane transporter activity
Source: RefSeq, a predicted model, not a curated record
AUGCCGGCAAGUACGCAACAAAACGUGUCAUCUGCUCUACGACUACCACCCAUCGACCCUCCAGACGGAGGGUAUGGAUGGGUUAUUGUAUUGGCCAGCUUCCUCCUCUUCACAUUGUUGGCGGGGGAUUUUUUUCAUUUGGUGUGCUCAUGGAUUGGAUCUUUGUUUUUUGGUGUUGGAAUCAUCAGCAACGCAAUAUCCCUAGCGCUGAGUAACAAGUUUGGACACCGACCAGUGGUCAUCACGGGUGGCGUACUAUCAGCAUGUGGGCUGGUGCUUUCUGCCUUUACUACCACCAUACACCAACUAUAUUUUACAUAUGGAGUUUUUACAAGUUUAGCUUUUUGGCUUCUUCCCGUGCCCUCUCUGGCAUUAGUUGGAAAAUACUUCAAAAAGAGGUUAUCUAUGGCAGUUGGACUUGCACUGGCUGGUACGGGUGCGGGACAGUUCUUGUUUUCCCUUGUAAUCCAGAUAUUAUUAGACACUUACGGAUGGCGGGGGACUAUGAUCGUUCUCGGUGGGUUAUCGCUAAAUAUCUGCGUGGCGGGUGCACUGUUCAGACCGCUGGAAGGAUACCAGACGAAAGUAACCCUGGAAGACAGAGGGUACAAAGAAAUAAACAGGCCGCGCGUACGUAUUAAUUCAUCGGAUAGCCACUCGAGAAAAAAUAUCGCCGCUCGGUACGCAGUGAUACAAGAGGUUUCGGAGGAAAGCGACGCCGACAGUGUGGAUGGCAUUGUGUUUACGACCAAAGGGUGUUCCAGUGACUCUGUGCCCCAUAAUUUAAACGUGGAACACGAAAUUUCCUAUAGAGACGUAGAACUCGAUGAACAUACCAAGACAAAGAAAUCGUGUUGUUGUCGUUGUAAGUUCCUUUGGAACAAAUUUGGUGCUAUUUUCCGAUCCAUGUAUGACGUCACAUUGUUUAAGAGCCCAGUAUUUCUGUUGGUGAUGCUGACUGUAUUUGGAUAUUCUUCUUCACAGUACGCCAUCAUCGCACACGUGUAUCAGUGUUAUCCUGACCUGGAAGUAAUGCAUAUGCAAUGUCAUCAACAGGUUAAACGUGGCCGAGAUUUUGGUAUUCCCAGCCUGAAGAGUUCAAGUUUGCCCGCUAUGAUGGGACUGACACAGUGCUUUGGUAGAAUAUUUUGGGGAGUAGGAGGAGCCUUGUUGAAAGUCAAACCGUAUAUACUUUACGGGGCUGGUAUGGGUAUCGGCGGUCUUGCUGCAAUUGUCAGUGUCUACAUAAGAAAUUACGAAGGACAGCUAGCGUUCGUUCUUAUAUUUGGUCUUUGUAUGGCGUGCUACAUCCCAAUGCUUCCAGUGGUGUUACAUUACUUCCUCGGCGCCGACAAACUCGACCACUCGUUGUCUAUGACGAUGCAGAUGCAAGGAUUGGCUGCUAUGCUAGGAUCCCCGUUUGCAGGGUGGAUGCGAGAUAUACAGGGUGAUUAUGACGGGGCGUUUUAUUCUGUUGGUUCGCUUCUCAUUGUCUCGUCAAUACUGGCUUUCAUUACACCAUACGUUAACAAACAUCUUGUCUCCGAGCAAAAGAAGAGUACGGUUGCCGUGAUUACCGUGGAAGAGGAACGUACAAGGACUCUCUCUAUGUCUGAAUCGCUUGCAACUCUAGAUCACCUAACGGCGAUGUAG